AUGGAGCGCCACAGGCAAGCCGUCAAGGCCAUCUCGACCGCCGUCCGCGGCUACUUUGAGCGCUCAGAGCCCUACCGCAUCUUCCACGGCUCGACAAACUCGACGCGUCCACGACCCAAGCCCGGCCAGCCCCAGGCCCGCUUUGUCGACAUUUCGAGCCUCAACAAUGUGCUCAGCGUCGACCGCGCGCAGAAGAUUGCGCUCGUGGAGCCCAACGUGCCCAUGGACCGAUUAGUGGAGCACACCCUCCGGCAUGGGCUCGUGCCGCCGGUGGUGAUGGAGUUCCCCGGCAUCACAACGGGUGGCGGCUUCGCAGGCACGGCGGGCGAGAGUUCGAGUUUCAAGCAUGGCUUCUUUGACGAGACGAUAAAGUCCGUCGAGAUGGUACUGGGCAAUGGAGAGGUCGUCAAGGCCAGUCGGGAGGAGAGGGCGGAUCUGUUCCACGGGGCGGCUGGUGCGGUCGGCACGCUGGGCACGACGACGCUGAUCGAGCUGCAGCUCAUGGACGCCAAGAAGUAUGUCCAGACGACGUACCACCGCGUCGGCUCUGUCAAGAAGGCGGUGGAGAAGGUGAGGAAAGAGACGGCCAACCUGGACAAUGACUACGUCGACGGCAUUGUCUUCUCGCCGACCCACGCUGUCAUCGUCACCGGCAAGCUCACCGACGAGAAGCCGACCGCGGAGCCGAUCCGCACAUUCUCAGGCGCUUGGGAUCCGUGGUACUACAUGCACGUGCAAGAGCGCUCGGCGACCGUCGAGGCGGCCACCGACUACAUCCCCCUGGGCGAGUACCUCUUCCGCUACGACCGCGGCGGCUUCUGGGUCGGCGCCUCGGCGUUCAAGUACUUCUGGAUGGUACCCUUUAACCGCUUCUUCCGCUGGUUCCUCGACGACUUUCUGCACACCCGCAUGCUCUACCGCGCCCUCCACGGCUCGGGGGAGUCUGCUCGCUUCGUGGUGCAGGAUCUCGCGGUGCCGUACGACAAUGUCGAGACGUUCGUCGACUACACGGCCGAGAACUUUGACAUCUGGCCGCUGUGGCUGUGCCCACUCAAGCAGGCCCCGGCCCCUACCUUCCAUCCCCACAACAAGAACGAGGUGAACGCCGACGGGACGCCCAAGGAGAUGCUCAACAUUGGCCUGUGGGGCUGGGGCCCCGUCAACGCCGAGGCCUUUGUCCACAAGAACCGCGCCCUAGAGGACAAGCUCGUGCAGCUCGGUGGCAUGAAGUGGCUAUACGCGCACACCUACUACUCGCCCAACGAGUUCUGGGCGCUGUAUGAUGAGAAGUGGUACACGGCGCUGCGUGAGAAGUACCACGCCAUAACCCUGCCCAGCGUGUACGAUAAGGUCAAGGUGGACGUGGACCGGAGACGGAGGGAGCUAGGCGAGUGGCGGCAGCGCGUCAAGAGCCUGCGGCCGCUAGGUGGUCUGUACGGUAUCGCCAAGAGCAUCAAGAGCGGCGACUACUGGCUGCAUAGAAACGCGACUUGGAAGUACAAGGAGAAGAAGGAGUAG
Messenger RNA from Emericellopsis cladophorae, 1518 nucleotides. Its product is annotated as Delta(24)-sterol reductase-like protein. The transcript has a single exon. The record is from RefSeq and is a predicted model, not a curated record. Gene Ontology annotation, molecular function: Delta24(24-1) sterol reductase activity; FAD binding. The coding region runs from base 1 to 1518 and encodes 505 amino acids. Lineage: Eukaryota; Fungi; Ascomycota; Sordariomycetes; Hypocreales; Bionectriaceae. Gene Ontology annotation, biological process: steroid metabolic process. Gene Ontology annotation, cellular component: membrane; cytoplasm.